AUGGAAAACAACCGACAUCCAAGAGUAUUCUACGGAAAUGAAACCGUCACACGAGUCAUGGAAGACCAUGCUCAAGCCCCAAAAUCACACUGUCCUAAUACGACGCCCGUCCACUGCCGAGGUACAUGGGAUAUCUUCACAAUAUCCAACUUGCUCACAUUGCCAGACUGCUUUUCGUCCAUACCAAAGGCGGCAUCUACGCAGACCUAG
Penicillium samsonianum is the source of this 210-nucleotide messenger RNA. RefSeq lists its product as uncharacterized. The record is from RefSeq and is a predicted model, not a curated record. The transcript is spliced from 2 exons. Lineage: Eukaryota; Fungi; Ascomycota; Eurotiomycetes; Eurotiales; Aspergillaceae. Bases 1 to 210 code for a protein of 69 amino acids.